UGACCCCUAGGGAUCCCGAUGAGACUAAGCGGCGCCAGCUCGCCCUGCCAGGGCCGCGUGGAGGUCUUCCUGGAGGGCCAGUGGCACCCAGUGGACAGCCGGAGCUGGGGCUGGAGCCCGGGCCGCCCGGGGCUCCCCAGCGUGGCCUCCCCACUCUGCCGGCAUCUGGGCUGCAGGGAAGCCUUGCUCCUUGCCCCCAUCCCUCACUUCAGCAGCCUCCCCAGAGCCCGGAACCACAUCACCUGCCACGGAAGGCUGGGCUCCUUCUCCCACUGCAACGCCAGCGAUGCCCACCAGGGGGAGCCCCUGAGCCUGAUCUGCGUAGAGCCACUGAAGACGGCCACUCCUCCCACAAGGCCUCUGCCCACAACCACCCCCGAGCCCACAGCUCCUCCCCGGCUGCACCUGGUGCCGGGGCGCGGGGGCCUGCGCUGCGCGGGCGUGGUGGAGUUCUACAGCGGCCGCCUGGGCGGGACCGUGGCCUACGAGGACCAGGACGGCACCGAGGCCCUGGGGGACCGCAUCUGCCAGGCCCUCCAGUGCGGCUCCUUCCUGAAGCACCUGCCGGAGCCCGAGGCAGCCGAGGCAGCCGGGACCCCCGCCCCAGAGGCGCGCAGGCCCUUGCCCAUCCGAUGGAAGGCCCAGAACGCCAGCUGUGCCUCCCUGGAGCAGUGCUUCCGAAGAGCCCAGCCCUGGGAGGCCGGCCGAGCCCUCGCCCUCGUCUGCUCUGAUUUCCAGCCCCAGGUGCAGAGCCGCCUGGUGGGGGGCCGCGGCGUGUGCGAGGGCUCCGUGGAGGUGCGCCAGGGCCAGGGCCGGCAGUGGGAAGCCCUGUGCCACAGCCCCUCGGCCAGGGGCGCGGCGCGGUGGGCGGAGGUGUGCCGGGAGCAGCAGUGCGGGCCCGUCAGCUCCUACCGCGUGCUGGAGGCCGGCGAGAAGGCCUCGCGGGGGCUCGUCUGCCCCGGGGAGCGGCUGUCCCAGUGCCACCAGCUCCAGGAGCGGAGAGCCCACUGCAAGCGGGUGUUCGUCACGUGCCAGGACCCCAACCCGGCGGGCCUGGGCACCGGCACGGUGAUGAGCAUCGUCCUGGCCCUGGUGCUGCUGGCUGUGCUGCUGGUCACGUGCGGGCCCCUCGCCUACAAGAAGCUGAAGAAAUGCCGACAGAAGAAGCAGCGCCAGUGGAUUGGCCCGACAGGGCUGAACCAGAGCAUGUCCUUCCACCGCGAUCCCGGGACCACUGUCCGCCGGUCGCAGGUGGAGAACCCCGCCGCCUCGCACCUGGAGAACGAGUACAGCCAGCCUCCCAGGAGCUCCCAGCUCUCCGCGUACCCAGCUCUGGAGGGCGCCCUGCAUCGCGUGUCCGCCCAGCCCGAUAACUCCUCCGACAGCGACUACGACCUGCACGGGGCUCAGCGGCUGUGAGAGACCCAGGAACGGAGCGAACAUCGGGAGCCAGCCCGGGUCCGAGAAUGCCCUGCCCUGCCUCUGCCGCUUGAAACACGUCUGACUCCUCCCCGCGGCCAUGGAAGAGGCCGGCCUCCCCCACCCAGCCUGCCUGCCCCGCAGAGCCGCCCGGGGAGCCUGCAGGACCGCUGGCAGCCUGGCAGCUGAGGGCAGAGCCCGCCAACAAGCAGCCCCCCGAGUAGAGACGGGGGGGGGGGGGAGGCCCUGGGAACCUCACCUGGCCUGUGGGAAGCUCCUCACAUGGGCCCCGCGAGGACUGACGGAAGCACACACAGGGCCGGCAUGGGAGCCGAGGUCUGUGUAUUUAACAUGCUCUUUGUAA
Pipistrellus kuhlii (Kuhl's pipistrelle) is the source of this 1783-nucleotide messenger RNA. RefSeq names its product CD5 molecule (gene CD5). Lineage: Eukaryota; Metazoa; Chordata; Mammalia; Chiroptera; Vespertilionidae. The coding region runs from base 19 to 1419 and encodes 466 amino acids. The transcript has 9 exons. Gene Ontology annotation, cellular component: plasma membrane. The record is from RefSeq and is a predicted model, not a curated record. Gene Ontology annotation, biological process: T cell costimulation.